GAAAAAUAAAAAAACAAAAUCAUGAUGAAAUGGUUUGCUGUUAAAUGGGUUUGGGCCAAAGAAAUGGACGGAAAAGGCCGUAGCUGCUGAGCAUAGAUGUGCUAAUAUCGAACCCAAUUGUAGCCGAAUAAAAUGAAAAAAUAGCAAGGGAAGAGGAACAGCAGCAGCAGCAUUUGAGUUCAAUCUUCAUUUCCCAUCGUCUCUCCAAUCCAAUCGAUGCCUUUUGACUUCAAUUAGUGACACUAAUAAUAGAUAGUGUGAGUAUAAUGGCAAUAUCAUCAAGAAUGAAGAAGAAGAAGGAGAAGGAGGAAUACUGGAAGCGCAAAGAGCUCGUCUUUCUGGUUCUCUAUGCCAUUGCUUUCUACGCUUUCAUCAUCCAUCGAUCUCUUCAACUCUCUCUCGAUCAUGAAUCAGAGCUUUAUGCUUUACGCCCUGGAUGGCUUCUCCCUCCUCGUCUCAAUGAUGUUAGUGAUGCCCAAUGGAGAAAUUUCCGUGCCAAUUUGCCUAUUCUUUCUCUUGUCUUUGCUCUUUUCGCCCUGCUUGCUAAUUCAUUAAGGGCCCUUUUUUCCUUGAAAGCUAAAGGAAUGUCCUUUGUGUGGCUUCUCAUUUCUUUGGCCUACCUCUCUUAUCUUCACGGAGCUUGCGUUCUGUUUAUCCUCUCAAUUGCUUCCCUGAAUUUUCUCCUCGUGAAGAUGUUUGCACAGACAAAGUAUUUCUCUCCUGUGCUUUGGCUUUUCAACGUAUUUUUUCUUCUGUGUAAUCGUGUUUAUGAAGGAUAUUCGUUCUCCAUUUUUGGGCAACAAUGGGCAUAUUUGGACAACUAUCGUGGAACUUUUAGAUGGCACAUUUGUUUUAAUUUUGUUAUUUUGCGAAUGAUCAGCUUUGGAUAUGAUUACCAUUGGGCACAUCAGGAUCCUCUUUUUGAUCAGCAGAAGCACAUUCAACGUUGCCAUACUUGUAAGUCUGGAAAAACAUGCUACCGGCUCUUGCAGGAGGGAAGUGUCCAGAAGGAGAAGUUUUCCCUUAGCAUAUACCUCGCCUAUUUGGUAUAUGCCCCAGUUUAUAUUGCUGGCCCAAUUAUAAGCUUCAAUGCCUUCGUCUCACAGUUAGAUUCGCCUCAGAAUAAUUAUACAGUUAGGGAUAUGUCCUGGUAUGGGUUACGUUGGUUAUUCAGCUUUUCUCUAAUGGAAUUAAUGACGCAUCUAUUUCGUUACAAUGCUUUUGCAAUCAGUCGUCUCUGGAAACUGCUAUCUCCUAUGGACAUAUUCAUCAUUGGAUAUGGGGUCUUGAAUUUCAUGUGGCUAAAAUUCUCCCUUAUCUGGCGCUAUUUUCGAUUCUGGUCACUGAUAUGUGGCAUUGAGGCCCCUGAAAAUAUGCCAAGGUGUAUUAAUAAUUGCUGCAACUUGGAGAGCUUUUGGAAAAAUUGGCAUGCUUCGUACAAUAAAUGGCUUGUCAGAUACAUGUAUAUUCCUCUUGGAGGAUCUCAGAGAAAGCUACUCAACAUAUGGGUUAUAUUCACAUUUGUUGCCAUCUGGCAUGAUCUAGAAUGGAAACUUCUUUCAUGGGCAUGGUUAACAUGUUUAUUCUUUAUCCCUGAAAUGGUGGUGAAAUCAGCAGCGAAUACAUUACAGGUGGAGGGUGCUUUUGGGGAGUUUCUUUUCCGAGAAAUUAGUGCAGCCGGUGGUGCCAUCACCAUUACAUGUCUCAUGGUGGCAAACCUUGUUGGGUAUGUAAUUGGGCCAUCAGGCAUUAACUGGCUGUUUUCACAAUUUCUUUCAAGACGAGGAUUGCCAGUAAUGGGUGGUAUGUUUAUAACGUUUUACGUUGGGACAAAGCUUAUGUUCCACAUUGAUGAUGCCAAGCAAAGGAAGCACUAAAUUAAGGGCGUACGAAGUUGUUUUACUCCUCUAAGCAAAGGAGGCACUGCAUUAAGGGCCUACGGAGGUCCUUUACUCGGUCAUGCAGCUGAAUGCCGAUUGGCAGAUCACAUGUACACUUCGUUGAGCGUUGAGGAAGAGAAAGUCGUGGCUACAGGAGCAGGGUAAACCACCAUAUACGAUAUGAUUGUAACCUUUUUGACUGAUUGAGUCUCCAAUUCUACUUGUAAGUGCUCGGAUCUUGCUCCGGGAUCAAAUAGGAAACUUCAGUUUUCCAAUUUGACAAGAAUACUUAUUUUGAUCUAUGGCGAUCCUGAGAGUUGCUUAGUUGGCA
Messenger RNA from Populus nigra (black poplar), 2211 nucleotides. Its product is annotated as membrane-bound O-acyltransferase gup1. NCBI's taxonomy places the organism in Eukaryota, Viridiplantae, Streptophyta, Magnoliopsida, Malpighiales, Salicaceae. Gene Ontology annotation, molecular function: acyltransferase activity. The record is from RefSeq and is a predicted model, not a curated record. Gene Ontology annotation, cellular component: endoplasmic reticulum. Bases 267 to 1877 code for a protein of 536 amino acids. The transcript is spliced from 19 exons.